GAGAGAGAGAUUGAUUGGCAUGAAGUCCUUUCUUCUACUCUAAUCAUGAAUACAAUCUCUCCAGACGAAGGACGAAAACUCCUUUUCAUCUGUUGAUUGUGAAGCUCCACUUGACUUUCAGUUGCUUUGUCGUGGGUUCAAAGCCAUUAACUUCCUCCUAACAACCUCAACGCACACUUUCUCUCUCUAUAUCAUAAAUACUCACAUUCUCUUUCUCUCUCUAACCAGUAGAUUAAUGUUUGUUCACCAUGACAAUAAUAUUAUGAUUCAUGGCCUUGAUGUCUCUCUUGGAGGGUCGCCGCUCUUUUGCUGGACCUCGUCGCAGUGUAGAUGCUGAUUCUUAUGCAAAUGGAAGAAUUUUACCACGUCCUCCAUCCUCUCCACUGGGAAAUAGGAAACAAGAAGGGCAACAGAAGAGAGUGGAACUAGAUCAAGAGGUGGAAAAAUUGCGCAAAAUAUUAGAUCAUGAAGAGAAGGUGCACAAGGUUUUGCAGGAUGCCUUUAGACAUGAGCCUGGGAACCAUUUUCCCCUUCCAAGGUUUCUUCCACCACAGGUAAAGCAACUCUUGGAUGAACUCACAAUGGUGGAGGAGGAAAUUAUUCGACUAGAGACCGAGCUAAACACACUUCGCCAAGAUCUGCAUCAAGGAAAUAGAAAUCUCACCAAGUUUAAGUCCCAAGAAUUUCAACCUCAACAUCAACAACAAGAACAACAAAGACCCAAAAGUCAAGGUGGGCAUAGCAGGCAUGGCUCACUAGAUUGUAGCACAGAGAUAAGGACUAUGCUUUUUAUAAGUAGAGCCAUAAAUGGCAGUUGUGUGAUCCCUGCAAGGAAUUCAAAAACCGAGGUUCCUAAAAAAACGCAGACUCUAAGGGACACUAAGAAGGCCAAUGUCCGCAAGAGCCUUCAAUCUAAGUUACCUCCAAGAUACCCCAAGAUAUAGAAUGUCCUGAAUUCCCUGGUUCCUAAACAUUUUUGUGAAUUAUUGUUUAUUAGUUUGGGUAAAACUUUUGUAACAAAUUUUCGGCUAUGUGGAAAUAUGUCUUAAAUUU
This is a messenger RNA of Amborella trichopoda, 1053 nucleotides long. RefSeq lists its product as uncharacterized. NCBI's taxonomy places the organism in Eukaryota, Viridiplantae, Streptophyta, Magnoliopsida, Amborellales, Amborellaceae. The record is from RefSeq and is a predicted model, not a curated record.